GGAAAGAGCCUCAUUCACUGCAGCGUUUCAAUAUAUCUCAAGAAAGCGAAUAAAUUAUGUGGAUCAGUAUUCUUAGUUUGAUCUACUUCGUUGCAGCAGCAAGCACCUGCGAAUGCUUUCAAGUCACAAGCAGCGUCUCUUUUGUCAGUAGCAAUCUAUCGGCUCGCGGCUCUCCCUUACAGAGUGCGAGGUCAUGUAUAGGCGACGAACCUCCCCAGCUGAAGGACGUUGAGCAAAACCGUCGAAGUGCUCUUUCAGUUCUCAUCGGAGGUUCUCUCGCUUUCAUGCCGGGCCCCAUUAACGCUAAUGCUCUCGAUAUGGAUGCCUUUGCAAAUCGGGAACUUGAAAACGACAAGAAAAAUUGUGAUCCGAAACGUGACCCCAAAUGUGCCCCGGCGAUGACUGCAGACGAGGCCAUGUGCAAAUACGGGCAGAGUGGCGAAAAGCGAGGCGAAGCUUGUAAGCGUGUCAAAGAAGGGGGUGGCAGCCUAAAUAAGGGAGGCUCCCAGGGAAAAUCCUUGGGUGGAGCCUAUGCUAUGUAGCCCUUUUCUCAAUAGAGAAUUGCGAUGAUAAUAACAAAUCAUCGUGUAAUUCUAGCUCACAUAAUAGAGAGGCAGAUUCAGUCUCGAUAACCUUGAACCAAUAAAGUUUACUUUAAUGGAAUGUUAUGGUAGUU
Messenger RNA from Phaeodactylum tricornutum CCAP 1055/1, 676 nucleotides. RefSeq lists its product with no specific name. The record is from RefSeq and is a predicted model, not a curated record. Bases 57 to 542 code for a protein of 161 amino acids. NCBI's taxonomy places the organism in Eukaryota, Bacillariophyta, Bacillariophyceae, Surirellales, Neidiaceae. The transcript has 2 exons.